AUGGCGGACCCCACCGAUCUGAAUCUCGAUGCGCCGAGUGAUCUUCAAGAUAUCCCGGACAUGUCCAUGCAAUUACUGCCUCCUCCCGAAGGCACCUUUCCUGAUAAAGCAUCUCUUCUCGCGGCAGUCCAAGCGCAUGGAAAGGCGCAUGGCUAUAACGUAGUCGUCAAGUCAUCCAGUACGCCAACGGAAAAGAAACCCGGCCGCACCGCCAAAGUAUGGUUGCGAUGCGAUCGCGGCGGACACUAUCGUCCGCGCAACGGCCUCACCGAGGAGACCAGAAAACGGCGACGAACGUCCCGUCUUAUGGACUGUCCAUUCAUGUUAGUCGCCGCUGGCACACCCGGUAUCUGGACCUUGACCGUCCUGAACCCGACACAUAACCACGGGCCGAUUGUCGAGAAGCCGCGGCAGGUCCCUCACCACAAGGUUCGGAAGGGUCAAAUCGCCGCCAUUCCAUACGACUGGCCGCACGAUGCCACGCUCACUCCAUACACCACCGCCCUGGUCAUCAUCGACAUGCAAAAAGAUUAUCUAUCGACUCUCUCCACACGGGAAGCCUAUCGCUCCCGAAAUAAUGCUUCUGGUCUUGGAAUCGGGUCGCAGGGCCCUCUGGGCCGACUUUUGAUCCGCGGCGAGCCCGGCCACGACACCGUUGAUGAGCUGUACCCUGUGCCGGGAGAACCAGUGAUCGACAAGCCAGGGCGUGGCGCAUUCGCCCACACCGACUUUGAGCUUCUCCUGCGCAACAAGGGCAUCAAGAACCUCGUCAUCGCGGGCGUGACGACGGACGUGUGCGUGUCGACGACGGUGCGCGAAGCCAACGACCGCGGGUUCGACUGUGUCGUGCUGGAGGACGGCACGGCGGCCAGCGAGCCGUCCCUGCAUCUGAGCACGAUUGAGUCGAUCAAGAUGGAAGGCGGGAUCUUUGGGGCCGUCGCCAAAUUGGAGGACGUCGUGCAUGCAGUGGAGAACUUCAAGGCCGUCACUGUGAAGAAGCUGGCUCCGCAGAUGGUGGGCUGA
Molecule: messenger RNA, 1023 nt
Organism: Aspergillus terreus NIH2624
Lineage: Eukaryota; Fungi; Ascomycota; Eurotiomycetes; Eurotiales; Aspergillaceae
Product: cysteine hydrolase family protein
Exons: 3
Coding region: 1-1023 (340 amino acids)
Source: RefSeq, a predicted model, not a curated record